AAAGUACGGUUAUCUUAGAAUUAUUCAUUAAAAAUAACGAAUAACGGAGAUGUACAAAUCUUAGAUAACAGAAAUAUUUGUUUUUGGCUUUGUUUGACGAAGAUAGACAGAAGUUUUCAACAUCCUAUGAAUCAAACAUUCUCCGUACGGCUAGUACAUCACUUCAAGUAAAAAUACGUUUUACACAUUUUUUUUUGUGUACGUUUAUAAUUCAAUAGAAAGUUUUUGUAAUUUUUGUGCAAAAUGAGUGCAAAAUCUCCAAUUUCCACUCAUAUAUUGGACACAUCAAGAGGUCAACCAGCCGAUGGUGUCUCGCUUUACAAAAUGAUUGAUGGAAAUUGGGCACUAAUUAAUGAAUCGGUUACGAACGCAGACGGUCGAUGUGCGGAUUUAUUACUUCGUUCAACAUUUCAAUGUGGUCGCUAUAAACUCAAUUUUAAUGUUGAAAAGUACUAUGAAAGGCUUCAGUCUUCAACCAUUUAUCCAAUCAUAGAGAUAAUAUUUGAUUGCUUGGACCAAGAUAGUCACUAUCAUAUGCCCCUACUUUUGAAUCCAUAUGGUUACACUACAUACAGAGGCUCUUAGUUUGAGUGGUUGUCAUUUAUUUUUGUAUGGUAUAUAAUUCUUUAAUAAAAUUAACCAGAGUGGACAUUGA
Messenger RNA from Contarinia nasturtii (swede midge), 655 nucleotides. Its product is annotated as 5-hydroxyisourate hydrolase. Bases 244 to 585 code for a protein of 113 amino acids. Gene Ontology annotation, molecular function: hydroxyisourate hydrolase activity. The record is from RefSeq and is a predicted model, not a curated record. Lineage: Eukaryota; Metazoa; Arthropoda; Insecta; Diptera; Cecidomyiidae. Gene Ontology annotation, biological process: purine nucleobase metabolic process. The transcript is spliced from 3 exons.